Molecule: messenger RNA, 4053 nt
Organism: Sparassis crispa
Lineage: Eukaryota; Fungi; Basidiomycota; Agaricomycetes; Polyporales; Sparassidaceae
Exons: 9
Coding region: 1-4053 (1350 amino acids)
Biological process (GO): protein localization to kinetochore; mitotic spindle assembly checkpoint signaling; mitotic sister chromatid biorientation
Source: RefSeq, a predicted model, not a curated record
AUGGUGAACAAGGUAUCUCCCAAUAGACGCAGGUCCAUUGCGGUCCUCGGUCAAUCCUCCUCAAAACAGAGCCAGAGUCGCAGGAGAGCGUACAGUAUCGCACCAGGAGAGAAGCUCAGUCCUGCCGCCAAAGCCCGCCGGUCUCUGGCUCCGCGCAAAAGUAUUCUCAAGGCCUCCAUUAACUUCCAGGAUGGCGCGGAAUCCUCCACAUUCACUGGCGAUGACAACAUCACACAGACCAUGGACUUUACCGACAUCCACAACGCCGCUGCUCGCAAGAGUCUCGGACGCCGCGUCAGCUUCGCCAGCCACGCCCAUGUUCGUAUCUUCGAGAGAAAGAAAACCAACGGCAGUGCCGAUCCUCCAUUUUCACCUACUCAAGGAUCCUUCCCACAAACUGAGAGUCGAACAAAUGACGAGAAUGUAUAUCCAGAUACUGCACGCGGAGGUCGCCGCAGCUCCGUGCGCCGUCGUUCGUCCACUAGGUUCAGCGAAUUCGGCGAGCAGUCAAUGGAUAUGGACAUUGAUGACGAUGCCCCCGUCCCGGACGACUUCAUCAACGAGAACAAUAUCUUUCAUCAGGAGGGCUCCGCACUCGAGGACGACGAGUUCACAGAGGAUGAAGACGACGAGGAUAUGGAGGUUACAGAAGCCAUCCAACUUAACAUAAAUCGCAAGCGUUCCCUUUCGCUUGGUCCAGGACACCCAUCUCUCGCCCUCCGCCGCCGCUCCUCCAUUGCACCCGCCACCUCUACCCAACAUCAGUCUGAGAACCAGAUCCCGCGACCUGGUCAGCAAGCACAUUUCAAUGCCGAACCUAAAAUCAUUGAAGAGGGGCAGAACGUAGAUCAGGACCUCACGACCUCCUCCGCGCAAUCCCAGUCAUAUCUCUCCGAAGAUCCUUCCGAUGAAAACACGGCGCCGAUGGAAUUCACCAUUCCCAUCUCGCGCUCCCUGCGACCUCCACCGGAACGGAGCGAAGUCUGGCAGCAGCUCGCGGCAAUAACGCACGCUGGCGUGGCGAGUGAACCACCGCCCGAAUCCGACGAGGAUGAGCCCUUCCUGCAACCGGAUAGGGACGACACUGCGGAAGACAUGGACCUCACUGCCGCGACACAGCGUUUGCUGCGCGCACGCUCGUCCAUUGGGCUCCCGCCGCUCAAAGGGGGCGACCCGGACGCGGACGCUGAGGAUGACUUCGGUGGCGCGGACUCAUUUGACGAUGGGGUGCAGGGUAAGAUACCGGACGACAGCUUCACCUCGACUGAGGACAGCUUCGCAGACGACGGUGCCGCGGGCGACCGAACGAUGAACAUCACCGCACUCAUGCGGCAGAGCCUCGGCGCGACCGACUCGUCUAUGGAUGUGACGGGUGUGUACGACGACGAGAAUGUCGUGCGGGUGCCUGUUACCGCUCCUCGUGAGCGCGUAGAUUCCUUGCCAGCUCCUGUCGCUCCGGCAGAAGAAGCACCUCCUACAUCUGCCUCUCUCCCGUCAGUGUUCACCGCCACAGAGUCUGCGCGUCCCAGCGUCUUCUCGAUUGCGAAGACCCCAGUCCCUACGCCGCGCUCCCCCGCCGAAACCGCUGCCUCCGCAAUUAUUCCCAAGCCAUUCACCUUCAGCCUCGUCCGCGCUCCCUCACCAACAAAGGGUGCCGCACCCUCUCCUGCACCCUCUUCUUCCAUCCCCCGCCCGAUCUUUGGUCAAGCCCGACCGCACAAGGGCACCGCAGCGUUCGCUUCCCCGACUCCGCGCAAGUCGCCCCUCAAGCGCCCCAUCACAGACAGUGCACAGGAUAGGCCAAGCCCAGCCAAGCGGCCCGCUGUGGGCAGGCUCGAGCCCGCUAAGGUCGCCAUAUUUGAGCCGCCACAACCGCAACCCAUGGCGAAUAGGCGGACAAGCGCGGUGCGCAGGCCUUCAGGUUACUUUGCGCAGCGCAAGAGUCUUGGAGCAGGCAUCCUCCCACCUACUAUCACGAACGCUGCUAAUGCGGACACGCGCACGGCGGCGGGUCCGAAGAAAAUUGCGGGCCAAGGCCUUGGAUUGGGGCGCUUCCGCGCGAGCGUGGGAGCUGUACCGUCAGGUAACGGUCCGGGAAUUGGCGUCGGACAGAGUCAGCCUGGCAAGGAGGGUACUUCGCUCUAUCCGGACGUCGCGAAUAUUGUACGGCAGGAUCCGCCGACACCAUCGAAGGCCCUUAGCCCGGCGCCGGGCCCCAAGGCAGGCGGAUGCGAGCGUGAGGUACUCCGCCAGGUGGUUGCUGCGCCUAGCCCGACCCGCGGCUCACCUGCGCCUGCGCUGCGGCCAAGUUCGCCGGCGCUCGGUGCUGUGAAGCAGGAGACCCCUCAGCGGUCGGCUUCACCUGCUGUUGGGUCUCCAAGGCGGCCAUCUCCAGCUGUCAUUGCGUCCACUUCGGAGUCAGGGAUAAUUCUUGAUUUGCCACUAAAGGAUGUGGACAUUCCCGGCAUCCUACAAACUGCACCUCUGCCAUCCGCUGUCACUGCACAAUGGCGCGACGGCGUCGAAGACGACGCGGGUUUCGAGGAUGAAGGGCCCCCAAUCUCAAUAGAACAAUUCUUUACGAUGACCGGGAUCCGUUUCAUGGACGAGUUGACGAUGCCCAAGCCUCGCCAAUCGGUAGUCCCGCCCAUGCAACUGCGCUCGCGGGCGCGCAGGCGCUCUUCGUCCGAGUUUGCUGCGGAGCAAGACGAGGACCCGAUUCCGCUCGCGGAGUUCUCCAUCGCGAUGGCGGUGGAGGUGCCGCAGUUGGAAAUCUACACGGCGGUUGUGAACGACUUGACCGCUUGGAUUGGGAACAGCAAGAAGAUCUGCCUCGAGGCGGAGCGCGAGACGGAGAAGGACACCCCUGAGCUCUUCAGGGAGUUUGCUGCCGCAGACGAGUCGGAGAAGGCGAUGCUGGUGCACCAGUUGAAGCUGAUCAAGGCAAACAACUACGGGACCGCCAAAUCACAGUGGUAUGACUGGAAAACGACCUGGGUGAACCGGCUAUACGACCAGGCUGAACAGGAGUUUUCCCAUCUCGAAAGCGAUGCGCAAGUGCUUGCGGAUCUCAUGAAGGAGGCGCAGGAUAUCUUACCUGCGCUCCGCGGGGAAUACGCACAGGUCAUGGCGGAACUCCAGCAGGAACAAGCGGACAUCUCGGAGAUUGAGAACUCCGACCAAGAUUUCCUCAACGAGUUGAAGGCUACCAUUGCGGAACAACAGACCGAGCUCGAAGUAUUCCGCAGUGAUGUCUCCGAAGGAAAAGCGAAGCUGGAACGGCUGGAAGAGAAGCUCGCCGAGAUUAACGCACAAAAGAAGGAAGCGUCGGUAGCGAUCGCAGAGGCUCAGUAUUUCGUUCACCUCAAGAAGGAAGGCACAAAUUUCGAGGUCUUCAGACUAAAAGAGGAGCUGGAAGCGCUGCAAGAUCUGCAUUACUGGCGUGCUACGAAGGUCCAGGCUGACCUCACCGAGUUCGUAUACGCUUCAAGAUACCAGGUGUCUAUCCCGUGCCUCAAAUACCGGCCGACGCUUGCCAAAGUCAGUGUCUGCAAAGCGAAAAAUAUCCGGACAAGGGAGCGAGAUCAAUUUCCCCGCUUCACCGACCUCGCGAUACAGGUCGCGCAGCAGCUCGUGUUCGAGGCUCCACCACAUGCAAACAUCCGAGAGAUCGUUGAGCUGCUGGGCGACUUUUGGUCAUCAUGCGCGCAACUCCGUGCACAGCUAACUUUCCUCGCCAUCAAAUACCCACUAUCAGUAGAAGCUGUUCAGAGCCUGAACUCAGGAUUGCCAGAUCUUCAUAUCAAGGCGACAGUACUGUUCCCAAGCGCGAAGGGGAAGGCGUAUAUAUCCUUCAUCUUGGAUAGACAAACGUACUCCAAAUGGCCUAUUUCCAUUGGUUCAUUGAAGGCAACCGUAGAGGUCGCGUACGGGCGCGUAGAACGAAAGACUGCGUUGGAUGCAGUCUUGGGCCGGUUGGCUCAGGCCAGUUCUGUCGACAGUCAUGGCUGUUUAUUAGACGCGUGCAUCGAAGCUACAGAGCAAUUUGUGUAA